Molecule: messenger RNA, 2694 nt
Organism: Insectozyma verbasci
Lineage: Eukaryota; Fungi; Ascomycota; Pichiomycetes; Serinales; Debaryomycetaceae
Source: the annotation of a GenBank genome assembly
AUGAAAACAAAUGAAGAGAAAAUACAAUUUAAAAAUCAUUUUUUUAAAUUAGGCCAGGGUAGAAUUAUUUUGGUCGAUGAUUUACAAUUUUGGUCAAAAUUUUAUACAUUACCAGAGAACUCAAAUGAAGUAUAUGAAUUAAUUACAAAUAAUGAUAUUAAAACGAUACGAAAUCAAAACCUACCUAAUUUAAUUAAUCUCAUACGUAUUUUAAUAUUCAAAAUUAUUGAAAUUUCGGAGUUUGAAAAAUUGUCAAGUAUAGAUAUCUUUCACUUGCUUAACUGUAUUAGAUUUAUCAACAGAAUAUUACCUUUAAUUUAUGAGUUGGAUAAUUAUUUUAAUUGUAUUGAAUAUGAAAUAUUCUGGAGUGGUGAUUUUGACCCUGUCGAGUUUACAAAAAAUCAAGAAGAGAUUAAAAUUAUAACUGAUGAAAAGUUAGCUAUUAGGUUCUUAAACAGUUUGAUAAAUUUAUCUUUUACAAAAGGAUUUACUGUUGAGUCAAAACAAGUUGGUGGCAAGCAAUUGAGUGUUUGGGAGCCAGGAAUUGGUUCUUCGGGAAAAUCCACUAAAUCAAAUACUAUAAUCGAUUGCAAUAGAAUAGAAGUAUUAAGAUUAGUUAUUACUUUAUGUUGUUCACCUUCAUUUUAUGUCAAACCUACAAAUGUCGUAUCACAAGGUUCAAAAUUUUUAUCAAUUUUAGUUUCAAACAUUCCAAAAGUCGAGUUAUUAACCUUUUUCAGUUCAUUGAUAAAUACAGUUUGUAAAAAAGAAGAGUCAAAUCAAGUAAGAAACACGUUGAAGACAAGUUCAUUUCAAUUAUUGACUGCAAUGAUUGUUUAUCCAAUUCCUAUAAAUGAUGAAAUAAACUUUUUACUACAUGAAAAGCCAAAAAAUAUGAUUAGACUAUAUAUUGGUAAAAUUCACAAAGAUCAUGAGUUGAAGUUUUUAAGUAGUUCAUUGAUUGACAUUUUAAGAGCUCCAAUAUGGUCAGAAGAUGGAUUUAUGUCAAUGAUUACAAGCAAAAACAUGCCUGAUUCAUGGUCAUUAGAAUCUACAAUAUUAAUAUGGGAAUUAAUACAAUGUAAUAAGAAUUUCAGAGCAUUAAUCGAGACAAAGGAUUUAGAUGAGUUAAUGAUGAUACUAAUAUUUUACAUAAUUAACUAUUAUAACAGUAAUGAAUUCAAGAAUUUGAUUCGAAUAUGUUCAUACUUUUUAUUGUAUUUGACUACCAUCAACAUAGACAUAAUUUUUAAUCCAAUAGAUUUGGAAUUUUAUGAAUCAUUACCCAAUAAUUUGAAAUUAUCAAUUACACCAAUUACAACUAGAGAUUUUAUAAUAUGUCAUAUCACCAGAUUACUAAUUAAUUCAACAACAGCAGGACAAAACAACUAUUUAAGCAAACCGAUAUCUAAUUUGCUAUUGACUACGAUGGUGAAUAUACUUUAUAACAUUUUACCACCAGUUUCCACAGAAAUCAUCAAGUAUAAAUCAGAUAAAUCUAAAAAAUUACAAAAUUUUAAUCCAAACGGGGGUUUAUCUUAUCAAUCAUCAUCUUUACUUAUACAAUUAAUAUCAAAAUUUUCGUCAAAUCAAUUUUUAUUAGAGCAUCCAAUUCAUUUAGACCUUAUUGCAUUAUUAAUUAGAGCAAUAUGUACUACUGCGCUUAAAAAUCCUAAACCUUCAAGAAUGUUAUUAUUUUGCAUACUAAAAAAUGAAAAGAUAUUUGAUGAGUUAUGGAAUACUAUAUUUAGUUUUAAUUCAAUUUGUUUUAGAGGGAAUAAGUUAGCUAGAAUAGAAGAUAAUAUAGAAAUAGAAGUACCAUCAAAUUUGCAUGAAGGUCCACAACCAUUAACAGAUACAGAAUCGAUUGAAUCAUCCUUAAAACCCACACCACCAUCUGGUUUUUCAAUCAAAGCUCGAGAGAAAUAUAAAAAAGAUUUACCGUUACAAAAGUCGUGGAUGGGAAACGAGUCAUUAACUAUUAUCCUAACUAUCAUCAUGCCACAUUUAAAGUUAGUCCUUAAUGAAGUAUGGUCAGGUAUACAAGGCACCUCCGUUGAUAGUUUUGAAUUGAUACAAAAAAUCGAGCAAGCUGAUUUCAAAGAACUAAUACAGACUAGCAAAUCACAAAUUAAGCAUGAUUAUUUGCCAGAUACACCUUUUGAAAUGUUGAAGUUUAAUUGGAGCUCAUUAUCUUUAGGUUGGUACACUUCUUUAUUAUAUGGACAAAUCUAUAAUUCGAAUAAUAUAAAACAGAAUAAAGCAGUUAAGAAUUUAACUACUAUUUCAAAUUGGUUUAUGAAGAAUAAUGAAGCAGAUCAAAAUAGGAUAAAUGAGCGGGUAAAUAAUUCAUUAGUUAAUGUCAAUAUUUAUGAAUCUACAAAUAUUAAAUUGUUUAAUAUUGAAAAAAAAUCAGAAGGCUUUUUCAAUUUCAAUAAGGUAAACAACAACGUCAAUAAUCAAGCCGUCCCAUCAACACCAAAUAUAAAUGUCAUGACCAAAAGGAUUAAUGAUUUUAGAUUUAAUGGGAAACCCUCACCUGUUAUAACACCAAUUGAUGAAAAUAAUUCUUCAGAUACAGAUAGUUUAUAUUAUAAUAGAAGAGCUGGUAGAAAUUCAGUAACGAGUUUACAUUCAUUAAAUACAUUAAAUAGAACAAGGAGUAAUACUCCUAGAAAUUCAUUAAGUCAAUAA